This is a messenger RNA of Neltuma alba, 333 nucleotides long. RefSeq lists its product as uncharacterized. NCBI's taxonomy places the organism in Eukaryota, Viridiplantae, Streptophyta, Magnoliopsida, Fabales, Fabaceae. Gene Ontology annotation, molecular function: zinc ion binding. The transcript has 2 exons. The record is from RefSeq and is a predicted model, not a curated record. The coding region runs from base 1 to 333 and encodes 110 amino acids.
AUGGGUGAAUCAAACUCAGAUUCGACGGUGACGAGUAAAAGAAGGAUCGGUUUGGUCAGACAAGUUGGAAUAGAGACUGAGUAUGAAGGGCGUCGAAGGUUCUGUUUUUGUGGUACGGUAGCUCCUCGAUGGACAGCAUGGAGUGAGAAGAACCCGGGCAGAAGGUUUUACGGUUGCCGAAAAUACAACCAAGGAGGAGGCUGCAGCUAUUUUAGUUGGCAUGAUAAUGAAAUGGGUCAGAGACCUGUUGAAGUGAUAACUGAGCUAUUGAAUCAUAUAGAUUCAUUAUAUGAUGAGAAUUUGAGGCUGAAAAGAAGAGUCGAGGGUGAAUGA